Messenger RNA from Naegleria lovaniensis, 582 nucleotides. RefSeq lists its product as uncharacterized. Gene Ontology annotation, cellular component: negative cofactor 2 complex. Gene Ontology annotation, molecular function: general transcription initiation factor activity; TBP-class protein binding; protein heterodimerization activity. The record is from RefSeq and is a predicted model, not a curated record. The transcript has a single exon. Bases 1 to 582 code for a protein of 193 amino acids. Gene Ontology annotation, biological process: chromatin remodeling; positive regulation of transcription by RNA polymerase II; RNA polymerase II preinitiation complex assembly. Lineage: Eukaryota; Heterolobosea; Eutetramitea; Acrasida; Naegleriidae.
AUGAGUUCAAAUGCUGACGAUUUUACUCUCCCAAAAGCUACCAUUCAAAAGCUAAUCAAAGAACACCUCGGAGACUCCAUUCGAUGUGCAACCGACACUCGGGAUUUAAUUGUCGAGUGCUGUGUUGAAUUUGUACAAAUGAUCGCAGCAGAAGCAAAUACAAUUUGCGAACAACAAGAAAGAAAAACAAUUGCCGGAGAACACGUAAUUGAAGCAUUACAAAAACUAGGAUAUGGAGAAUACAUACAAUCAGUGAAUGAGGCUCACGCCCAAUUUAAAACAGAGAGUGCCAGACAUUCUAAACACUCAGACAAGUUGAAAAAUUCUGGAAAAACUCAAGAAGAACUCAUCAGCGAGCAACAUAAAUUAAUUGCAGAGUCCCGAGCAAGACAAUACGGAAAUGUUCAAACACCAACAACAGCCAUGUCUGGAUUUAAUACGGCCAAUGCAUUUCCGAAUUCGAGUACUCCAAUUGGUCAACCUCAACAACAAUACUAUCAAGCCACACCAAUGAUUCCUCCACCACUUUAUAACGCAGUACGAGGAGAAGUCAUACCAUCGGCAUCCACUCUGCUUGAAUAA